Zasmidium cellare ATCC 36951 is the source of this 1407-nucleotide messenger RNA. RefSeq lists its product as uncharacterized. NCBI's taxonomy places the organism in Eukaryota, Fungi, Ascomycota, Dothideomycetes, Mycosphaerellales, Mycosphaerellaceae. Gene Ontology annotation, molecular function: flavin adenine dinucleotide binding; NADP binding; N,N-dimethylaniline monooxygenase activity. The transcript is spliced from 3 exons. Bases 1 to 1407 code for a protein of 468 amino acids. The record is from RefSeq and is a predicted model, not a curated record.
AUGGGUUCUCUUCCCAGCGAGCGGCGCCUACGGGCGAAGAGCGUCUGUAUCAUCGGGGCCGGUCCGACAGGCCUCGCGGCAGCAAAGUAUUUGCUCGCAGAGAAAGCGUUCGACCGAAUCGCGGUAGUCGAACAACGAUCUGAGGUCGGGGGAAUAUGGAACUACACGCCGUGCGACGAUGAACCGGCCAAGGACCUCUCCGUUCCCCAGACAAGUCCUCACGCCGGCGUUGACAAGCCCGUCUGGAGAAAUAGCAAUGCGGCACACGUAUUGGGCGAGAAAGAGGAGGAGGAGGCUGCGGCGUUUAUCACACCCUUGUAUGAUCGCCUGGAGACCAACAUACCGCGGGGUUUGAUGGGCUUCUCGGACUUGGACUGGCCAGAGGACUGUCAGUUGUUUCCGAGGCACAACGAUGUCCUCGACUAUCUCAAACGGUACGCCCACGACGUGCGGCACUUGAUCGAGUUUCGAACACAGGUGCUGGACGUCAGUCAGCUGGAAGAUGGGCGGUGGUCUGUACAGACGCAGGAGGUACAACGAAACGUUCCACAAGCCAUACAAGAGCACAUCUUCGACGCCGUGAUUGUCGCCAAUGGACAUUACGACGUUCCAUACAUCCCUUCCGUCCCUGGCAUUGAAGCCUGGCACAAGUCUUAUCCUGGAGCCAUCACCCACUCCAAGUUCUACCGCAAACCUGAGUACUACACUGGGAAGAAGGUCAUCGUCAUUGGCAACUCCGCAUCCGGGAUAGACAUUGGCACUCAGAUUGGCACUGUAUCGACGACGCUGAUACUCUCCCAAAAGUCCGAGUCCUACUUGGGCAGCGUGGCAUCACCUAACAAAGUGGAGAAGCCUGAGAUCGUCGAGUUCAUCGAGAAGGACCGCUCCGUGCGAUUUGCAGAUGGGACAAACGAAUCUGACAUUGACGCGCGGGUCGAGAACACUUACAGGCACUUCUUCUACCGUCCGAAUCCCACUCUGGCUCUGCUCGCCCUAAACCAAAAGGUCAUUCCGUUUUCUGUGGCGGAGGCGCAAUCGGCCGUAGUCGCUCGCGUGCUAGCUGGUCGGCUUGCACUGCCCGAUGAAGCCACGAUGAAGCCCUGGGAAGAGGAUGUGGUCGCCGAUGCGGGCAAUGGCAAGUCAUUCCACGUCCUCAAGUUUCCCAAAGAUGCGGACUAUAUCAACUCGCUUCACGACUGGGCCCUCCAGGCUGAUGCAGGAGGUAAGGUGGUCGGUAAAACACCCCCAUAUUGGCGGGAGAAGGACUAUUGGACACGCGAGCAGUUCCCCGCGAUCAAGAAGGCUUUCCAGGAGUUUGGCGACGAGAGACACAACAAGCGGACGCUGGAAGAUGUUGGCUUCAGCUUUGAGCAAUGGCAGGCAGGAAGUCUCAAGAACAGAAGCUAG